AGUGAAUGUGUAAUCUGUAAGGAACAAUUAAUGGAGAGUUCCUGCGUGAAAGAGUUUCCAUGCUACCACGUCUUCCACGAUGACUGUAUCAACAGUUGGCUGGACGUAAAACCAUUUUGUCCAAUUUGUCGUGAUUUCAUAGCGGUCGAUCCGAUAGAUCACAGAAGAUACAGCACAGAGGACCAGAAGGAUGGCACAACGCAA
Molecule: messenger RNA, 204 nt
Organism: Helobdella robusta
Lineage: Eukaryota; Metazoa; Annelida; Clitellata; Rhynchobdellida; Glossiphoniidae
Exons: 1
Source: RefSeq, a predicted model, not a curated record